Molecule: messenger RNA, 1865 nt
Organism: Coregonus clupeaformis (lake whitefish)
Lineage: Eukaryota; Metazoa; Chordata; Actinopteri; Salmoniformes; Salmonidae
Product: neuronal acetylcholine receptor subunit alpha-7-like
Exons: 10
Coding region: 294-1850 (518 amino acids)
Biological process (GO): nervous system process; chemical synaptic transmission; regulation of membrane potential
Cellular component (GO): postsynaptic membrane; synapse; neuron projection
Molecular function (GO): transmembrane signaling receptor activity; acetylcholine-gated monoatomic cation-selective channel activity
Source: RefSeq, a predicted model, not a curated record
AAGCACAGCACGACUAGUUCUGUCACAGCCAUGUGAGUUUAGUGUCGCGAUUCGCAUUUUCAUUUUGGAGGGCUUCAGGGAGCACCCGACCAACCCCUCGGAGCACAAAUACAAAUCCGUAUCUUUGCAUGUCAGUCCUCGUUAUCAACUAUUUUCAACCGUUUGCCACGCGUUGUCUGGAGUGCCCGGUGACUUUUUUGGCGUUUUUGAAUUACCGGUGACUGUAUAAAAGUGGUCUCGGGACUGUCACAUAGCCUAGGCUAUCAUAGGAGGCACAUUUGGUCUGUCAUGCAAUGGAGGCUCAGAGUUUUACCCUGUAUUUACUUACCAUCGUCUGCUUGUUCCACGUGUCUCUACAGGGACAGCACCAGCGCAGACUGUACAAGGACCUGAUGCGAAACUACAACCCUCUGGAGCGUCCCGUGUUCAAUGACUCCCACUCGCUCACCGUACACUUCAGCUUCAGCCUCAUGCAGAUCAUGGAUGUGGAUGAGAAGAACCAGGUCCUGACAACCAACAUCUGGUUACAGCUGUACUGGACUGACUACUACCUGCAGUGGAACACCACAGACUACCCUGGAGUUACCAAUGUCAGGUUCCCUGACACCCAGAUAUGGAGACCUGACAUUCUGCUCUACAACAGCGCUGACGAGAGGUUUGACGCCACCUUCCACACCAACGUCCUAGUCAACUCCACAGGCUACUGCCAGUAUCUGCCCCCAGGAAUCUUCAAGAGCACAUGCUACAUCGACGUGCGCUGGUUUCCCUUCGAUGUCCAGCGCUGUGACCUCAAGUUUGGCUCGUGGACGUACGGGGGCUGGUCUUUAGACCUGCAGAUGAUUGAGGCAGAUGUGACUGGAUACAUUGCUAAUGGAGAGUGGGACCUCGUGGAGGUCCCUGGACGGAGGAACGAACGUUUCUACGACUGCUGUAAGGAGCCUUACCCUGACGUGACCUUCACGGUGGUGAUGCGCCGACGCACCCUCUACUACGGCCUCAACCUGCUCAUCCCCUGUGUCCUCAUCUCCACCCUGGCCCUGCUCGUCUUCCUGCUGCCCGCAGACUCUGGAGAGAAGAUCUCACUGGGUAUCACUGUGCUGCUCUCUCUAACUGUCUUCAUGCUCUUGGUAGCUGAGAUCAUGCCGGCCACCUCCGACUCUGUUCCUCUCAUAGCCCAGUACUUUGCCACCACCAUGGUCAUCGUGGGCCUGUCCGUCAUCGCCACCGUCCUGGUCCUCCAGUACCACCAUCAUGACCCGGACGGAGCCAAAAUGCCAAAGUGGACACGCGUGGUGCUCCUGAACUGGUGCGCCUGGUUCCUGCGUAUGAAGCGGCCCGGUGAGGAGCGUGUGCGUCUGGCCUGCAACAACAAGCAUCCGCGCAACAGCCUCUCCAGUGUGGAGCUCAGUAUGAGCCAGGGGACCCUCCAGCCCACCAAUGGCAACAUGCUCUACAUCGGCUUCCGGGGCAUGGAGGGCAUGCACUACAACACCACCCCCGACUCGGGCGUCAUCUGCUCCAGGCUGGUGGGGGCGGGGGACGAGGAGGUGCUGCUACCUGGGGCCGGGUUGCCCAACUUGGGCAGCGUGGCAGGCGGCAUCGGGGUGGGGGUUGCGAGCCCCGUGGACUCAGACAUGUCCAAGAUCCUGGAGGAGGUGCGCUACAUCGCCAAGCGCUUCCGGGGCCAGGAUGAGGAUGAGUCGCUGUGCAACGAGUGGAAGUUUGCGGCGUCUGUGAUCGACCGGCUGUGCCUGAUGGCGUUCUCUGUGUUCACCAUCCUCUGCACCAUCGGCAUCCUCAUGUCAGCUCCCAACUUCGUGGAGGCCAUCUCCAAAGACUUCUUUACCUGAGCGGGUUGUGUUGUG